Molecule: messenger RNA, 2774 nt
Organism: Brassica napus (rape)
Lineage: Eukaryota; Viridiplantae; Streptophyta; Magnoliopsida; Brassicales; Brassicaceae
Exons: 2
Coding region: 550-1377 (275 amino acids)
Biological process (GO): defense response
Source: RefSeq, a predicted model, not a curated record
ACAUAAUCAUAGGGACAAUAAGUCUUUGCUUGUUAGUUUUAUUGAACGCUGAACAAGCAUCGCUUUGAGGGCUAUGGAGAUGUUGUCAAAGCAACAUGUGAUAUGAAGGUGAAUACUCUCCUUCAUCUGCUACUAUGUAUCGCUUUGAUUUAAUUUGAAGGUAUUCAGAUGCUUCUACGUAGCUACACACCUCUUGGAUACCAUCAUUACCUUGUGAUGCAUCGAGCCCAAGUCUCUUCGUCCUUACCAGUUACCACAUAAGAAGGAACCGAGUAGUUUUCGAAAAACCGAACUAAUUUAUUACCGAACCGAAAACCAGAUUUUUUUUUAAUAAACCUACCUUUGGUUCGGCGAGCUCGGUUAUAAACCGCAGGCCUAGUCUACAGCAUCUGUAACAUAUGUUGCUGUUGUAUAAAUGCAAACUUAACUUUCUCAGUGUCAACACCACAUGACAACGAAUCAGAGUUGUAUCUCGAUGGGUAUGCGAAAAACGACCACAAUAAUCACAAGUUCCUCAAGGUUCACAGGCACUCGGACCACGUUGAUCCCAUGCUGCAUUUCAUGAGUGACGAUACAUAUUUACUUUCGGUGAGGCUUAGGUUACUACACUGGGAUGCGUUUCCUUUGACAGACUUUCCUCCCCGGUUCCUUCCACUAGGUCUUGUCGAAGUCAGUUUACGUUACAGCAAUCUCACAAGCUUGAUGAAAGGAACCAAGUGGUUACUACACUUGAGAAGACUAGACUUGACAGUGUCUAAGAAUCUUGAACAGCUUCCAGAUCUUUCGCAUGCGGUGAAGUUGGAAGAAGUGAUAACUCAAGGCUGCAAGAGGCUCAAGAGGAUUCCAGAGUCCAUUAGUAACCUUACUAGCCUGACAAUGCUUGAUGUCACAGACUGUGAUGAGCUUACUAGUAACUACCACAUCACCGUAAAGGAAUUCACUGGGCGUUCUUGGCAGAUUAUUUUGUAUUUCUCAAGUAAUGAAGUGGAAAUGAGGUCCGCUACAUAUCUAUCCAUUGGAGGAAACAUACAAAUUCAGAUGGUGGGGCUUGCCGGCAACGUUGAUCACCUUUGUUUUAGUUCUGAGAAACAAGCACCUCAUGUACUGACAGGGAUGUACCAGCAACCACUUCUGUUUUAUGGUCAUAAACGGAGGACGAAGAAAGUAGAGCAGCAGAGGCAUCGACCCAGUAGGUCAGAGUUCCACGGUUUUAAUGCCGUAGAGAUCAUCAGGUUCAACUACAAGAGUGAUGCUGCUGCAAGUUUCCUCUGUCAUAGCCUUUAUCUCAACUCUCAAGAUGAGCAUCUGAUCACUCAGUUUCUUAACGAGGGACAAAACGAAGAGGUAUGUUUUCAAGCUUUUGUCAUUUCUUGUUGAGUGAAAGUGCUCCAGUUCACUCAGCAGUCUUUACUUGGUUGUGUGCUUCUGAGUGUGUGUCACAAAUAGCUUAGGCUAGAGACUGGGACAAUAGAAGUUCACAAGAACUUGUCUUCAGGGUUUUGAUUGGGUUCACAUCACAUCUUCUUCUGUUAUAACUUCCGAAUUUAUGGUGACACUGACACAACACAAGUCACAAGGCAUGUGAAACAGAAUGUGCAAGAAUCAACUCAGCCUUUUUGCUCUUUCGUGGUUUCUUUGUUUGUUAUUAGCUGUUUGAGAAGCAUGUAUGUUCGUAACUAGGGAAAGAAAACGGUCGGGGUCUUAAUUCCACUACUACCCUCCCCUGUUUGUUCCAAGUUCUUGAAAAGCAUAAACCUAUUUACACAGUGUUCACAAAAAGUAAAUGAUUUAUUUAUAGGAUUUCGACAUGAUAUAGGUACACAAAACAAUGAGUAGAACUGUUUCUUAGACAAUUGUAGAGAUGGAUAAAAUCUGAAUCUUGGAAUGGAUUGGAUUCAUAGAUAUUGAAAGAUAAUACUUUGAUUUGGCAAAUCACUAGCAGUGUGCUGCUUUUUAUUUGAAAAGAUUUAUCAGAUUGUGCUUCUGUAUGUGUGUUGCGUUUUCACUUUUCAUGAACUUUGUGCUUCCGUAGUUUACGGUAAAGAUGUAGUAGACACACAAACUUUAGACAGCCAAAAGAGUUAUGCUCACACUGGAAAUGUUUAAAUACAUCAUGACAAUACAACUAACACUCAUUGAAAUUGUUGUUCACAGUUAACGCCUUGAAAGUGAAUAUAACAUCUUCACGGAAGCUUUGAUUAAAAUAAAAUAAAAACAUCUCCAUGGAAGCAAUCUUGUAAAGUGAUUCAUUCACCUACUCAUUACUUAAGAGGCAAGAUAAAAUGAAGGAUGUGGUCUUUCUCAAUUGCUCUUUUCAUGACAUAAUACAUCAAAGUCCUCUUUGAUUUUUGACCAAAGAAAAGGUAAUUAACUUUUGAUUUUGGUCACUGGGGGUGGGGGAUUAUGAGUCCUCCGGUACCCACGUGUCCAACUUCUCAUGGAUCGAGAUUAAGGACUCAAAAGCCUAUAAACAAUUAUUAUGUUUUGGUUGUUCCAAGUAUAAUGGAUGCAUAUGACUAUGCUUGACUUGCACUAAAGCUUUCUUUCAUUGCAGGAAAAAGGUUAGGUACUUGAUUAAGAACCAAACCUAAGUUUUAGUAUAAUAAAAUCCUUAUUCCAUUCUCAUUUUACAUGCCUACACUUUCCUUAAACUGCUAUACUAUAUUAAAAUAAUGGUUGUAACAAAGUCUAUAACUUGUAGACAGUGCCGUCCCUGAUAAAUUUGGUGGCCUGAAGCAUAUUUAUAUACAGUAACAUUAUAUUUAUUUGUAAAA